UGUGAUUUGCUAAAAAUGAAUAAAAUAUGCUACAAAAAAGUUGGCUACAAAUUUCGCAAAACUUCCUUAUAAACAACAUUGGAAGUUUUAUUUGUGAGUUUGUCAUCUUUAUCUAAAAUUGAUAAUUUUAAUCUCUCUCUGUUUUGAACUCUAUAUAAUGCAACAUACAAUUGUCCAUGUGAAAAAACUGGAUCUUUCAGAAACAAACCAACCUUUGAUAACGAUUGUCCUUGACUUUUAUUAAUAGUCAUUGCAAAACAUACGACCAAAGGAAACUGUCUUCUUGUGAAUUUGAAGGAAUCUUUUUUUUCUUCUGAUGGAGUUAAAGACAUCUUGGAAUAAAAGUCCGGUUUCCAAUAUUAGUUCCAGUUAUUAUACGUGCCUCAAUAACACGUUUGCCCAAUGAUAACACCUGUAGUCUUGUGCCAUUACAUAAACCGUUUUUCUGAUCAAUAUUUCUCAGUAACAUUACCGGAACACCAAUUUUUAAAACCAACUUAUGAUUUGGUAAACCGAAUACUUUGAGACCAUUUAAUACAUUAGGAAAGUAUAAAUUUACAUCAAAUUGAUCAUGGACAAAUUCGGAUUCACAUAUGCUGUCUGAACUUAAAUAUUAAUUUCAUCUCACGGAGGAGCCGCUUAAAACAAUCAUACACUUUACCAAUAAUAAAUAAAAAAAAAUUACAAGGGUUGAGGGUUGACUAGUGAACCUAAAUACUAAUCCGAAUAAGACCCGUUUAUUUAACAUGUUGAAACAUCAUAAAUUUCAACCUAAACCCAUUUAUUUUUAUGUUGAGUACAUAUAUGCUGCAAUGUUGGGCCAAUAACUUAAAAAGAAGGAUAUCGUUAUAUAGAUAAAUAUAAGUUUAUGUGGAUAAUUAGGUUAUCUUAAAAAUCCGAAUUGGAUUGGGAUAACGUUAUGUAUAAUGGUAUCAACAAACCUAUAAACCUAACAAAGCGCUUUUAAGUAACAAACUUCUCCUGCUUUUCCUUAGUUAUCUUGCUGUUUUCCUCUCUCUCUCUCUCUCUCUCUGUCUCUCUCUCUCUCCAACCAUGGCAACUGCGACAACAAAGACAACCGAUGAUGAGAAAUCGUUGAACGAUUGGCUGCCUAUCACGUCGUCUAGGAAUGCUAAGUGGUGGUACUCCGCUUUCCACAAUGUCACCGCCAUGGUGGGAGCUGGGGUUCUCGGCCUCCCCUACGCCAUGUCCGAACUCGGAUGGGGUCCUGGAAUUACUGUAAUGGUUUUAUCAUGGGUGAUAACUCUCUACACCUUAUGGCAAAUGGUGGAGAUGCAUGAAUGUGUUCCUGGGAAACGAUUCGAUCGUUACCACGAGUUAGGCCAAGAAGCCUUUGGCAAGACGCUCGGUCUUUGGGUGGUAGUGCCGCAACAACUCACCGUCGAGGUUGGUGUAAACAUCGUCUACAUGGUCACCGGCGGCAAGUCCCUCAAGAAAGCUGUUGACACCUUAUCACCUCACGGUGGUCCACCAAUCAAAACCACCUAUUACAUCAUGAUGUUCGCCGCUGUCCAGUUCUUCCUCUCCCACCUCCCCAACUUCAAUUCCAUCACUGGCGUUUCAUUCCUUGCCGCCAUUAUGUCAUUCUGUUAUUCAAUGAUAGCAUGGAUAGCUUCAGUACGCAGAGGGACUCAACCCGAUAUUAAGUAUACGCCAAAGGCUUCAACCACCACUGGCCAAACGUUUGGAUUCUUGAGCGCAUUAGGCGAUGUAGCCUUUGCCUUUGCUGGCCAUAACGUUGUUUUGGAGAUUCAAGCAACAAUCCCUUCGACACCUGAAACCCCAUCCAAGAAACCCAUGUGGAGAGGGGUUGUUUUCGCGUAUAUUGUGGUGGCUUUGUGUUAUUUUCCUGUAGCAAUGAUCGGAUACUGGGUUUUCGGUAACACUGUUGAAGACAAUGUCCUAAUUUCACUUGAACGUCCUCCUGUUAUUGUUGCUAUUGCAAACUUAUUUGUUGUUAUUCAUGUUAUCGGAAGCUAUCAGGUUUUUGCAAUGCCGGUAUUUGAUAUGGUGGAGUACUUUUUGGUUGUAAAGAUGAAAUUUAAGCCCACCAAAUUCCUACGAUUUGUGUCAAGAACUUCUUAUGUUGCCUUGACCAUGUUCCUUGCAAUAACAUUCCCAUUUUUUGGAGGGCUCUUGGGUUUCUUUGGAGGCUUUGCUUUUGCUCCCACUACAUAUUUUCUUCCUUGUAUCAUGUGGCUAGCCAUCAAAAAGCCCAAGAAGUUUGGUCUUUCUUGGUUUAUAAAUUGGAUAUGCAUAAUUCUUGGGGUCUUGCUGAUGUGUUUAGCCCCGAUCGGAGCAUUGCGGCAAAUCAUAUUGCAAGCGAAGGAUUACAGAUUUUACUCUUGAUUAAUAUAAGAUAUGGAGUUUUUUCUUAGAAUAUGUAGGUUGAAAUUAAGUUAAUUAUUUUAGAAGUUUGUGUCAUGAUUUCAUUUCCUAGCUAAGUUCUUUUUACGUAGGUUUUCAUAUUUCCUUGUCUAGUUCUAUGCUUGAAUCUUAAUUUCUUAUUUAUAAAAAAAAAGAGAUGUCUUUUAUUUC
Molecule: messenger RNA, 2559 nt
Organism: Lactuca sativa (garden lettuce)
Lineage: Eukaryota; Viridiplantae; Streptophyta; Magnoliopsida; Asterales; Asteraceae
Product: lysine histidine transporter 2
Source: RefSeq, a predicted model, not a curated record